AUGAACAUGAGUAACAGUCCUCGCUCUGAGCGUAACCUGUCUCGCCAAUCUUCCAAAUCUAAUUUGGGAGUGAAGCAAGAGACAGCUACUUCUCUCCCUUCUGGAUGCUGUCGAGGCUUCAACAGCGUUAGGACUGUGUCUUCCACCGCCCUAACAUCGCAACACCAUCAGCUUCAACAGCGUUAUGAAAGAUUCCAAGCAAAGGUGGCUGGUUUGGAAAAGGAGGUGCAAAGGCAGAAAGAACUUAGAGUGAUGUAUAAGAAAAGAAUGGAAAGGACACAAGAUUACUUAAGGUACUGUCUCCAAAUCGCACAAGAUAAUGGAAUCUUGGACCUCAUUCUCCACUCCAAAGGUGAACUUCAGCUGCCACAAUCUCCCCCCCCUCUCUACACUCCUCAGAUUCCCACUCCUUCGCAUCACCACCCCAAUCUAACGCCCAUCAUCCAUCAAGCCAAAAUCAACGGAUGGUAUAUUAAUCCAAGUGAGAUUGAGUUGGAAGAGAAAAUAGGGCAGGGAACCACAGCGGACAUUCAUAAGGGAACAUGGCGCGGAUUUGAUGUGGCGGUGAAGUGCAUGGCACCUGAAUUCUUCCGCACAAACACAAACGGUGUCGUAUUCUUCGCUCAGGAGCUUGAAACUCUCGCCAAACAGCGCCACCGUUUCGUGCUUCACCUUAUGGGUGCGUGCCUUGAGCCUCCUCAUCAUGCAUGGGUCGUUACGGAGUAUCUCAACACCACGCUAAAGGAGUGGCUCCAUGGCCCAGGAAAAAGGCCCAAAACCCGAAUUGUGCCACUCCCUCCUUUAAAAGAUAGAGUAAUGAGCGCCUUAGAGAUAGCCCAAGCCAUGCAGUAUCUCCACGAACAAAAGCCCAAAGUCAUUCACCGUGACUUGAAGCCCAGCAACAUUUUCCUAGACGAUGCCAUGCAUGUUAGAGUUGCGGAUUUUGGACACGCUCGCUUCUUGGGUGACGAUGAAAUGGCUCUCACCGGAGAAACUGGAACAUACGUAUACAUGGCACCCGAGGUGAUUCGGUGUGAGCCCUAUAAUGAAAAAUGUGAUGUAUACAGUUUUGGAGUCAUACUGAACGAGCUUCUGACUGGAAAAUACCCCUACAUUGAGACAGAAUUUGGUCCUGCCAAGAUUGCUAUGGAAGUUGUGGAGGGGAAGCUAAGGCCUAUGCUUCCAUCAAGGGACGAUGGUGACCAACUGGGAGAGUUGGUUGACCUAGUGUGCCUUUGCUGGGACGGAACUCCAUCUACUCGACCAUCCUUUGCAACCAUUAGCCUCAGCCUUAAAGGCUAUGCCAAUAGGGUCCUUCAAAAUUCACACUAG
This is a messenger RNA of Abrus precatorius (Indian licorice), 1332 nucleotides long. RefSeq names its product serine/threonine-protein kinase STY46-like. Gene Ontology annotation, biological process: protein phosphorylation. Lineage: Eukaryota; Viridiplantae; Streptophyta; Magnoliopsida; Fabales; Fabaceae. Gene Ontology annotation, molecular function: protein kinase activity; ATP binding. The record is from RefSeq and is a predicted model, not a curated record. The coding region runs from base 1 to 1332 and encodes 443 amino acids. The transcript is spliced from 5 exons.